AAGGAAGGCAUUGCUGCUGGAGGUAUAAUGGACAUUAACACCACCCUAUGGGAAGCGCUGAAAACCACACUCAUUCCCAAUGGCCUGGCUUGUGGAAUUCCUGAAGCUGUCAUAGCCUUAGACAAAUGCCAAGCCCACCUUUGUGUUCUUGCUUCCAAUUGUGAUGAACCUAUGUAUGUAAAAUUGGUUGAAUCCCUGUGUGCUGAGCACCAAAUUAACUUGAUCAAGGUUGAUGAUAAUAAGAAGCUGGGUGAAUGGGUAGGCCUCUGUAAAAUUGACAGAGAGGGAAAGCCCCGCAAAGUGGUUGGCUGCAGUUGUGUUGUUGUUAAAGACUAUGGCAAGGAAUCUCACGUCAAAGAUGUCAUCAAAGAAUAUUUUAAAUGCAAGAAAUCAGUAAAUAAAAGUCCAGGUCUGAUUUGA
This is a messenger RNA of Dromiciops gliroides (monito del monte), 420 nucleotides long. Its product is annotated as 40S ribosomal protein S12-like. Gene Ontology annotation, cellular component: cytosolic small ribosomal subunit; ribosome. The record is from RefSeq and is a predicted model, not a curated record. NCBI's taxonomy places the organism in Eukaryota, Metazoa, Chordata, Mammalia, Microbiotheria, Microbiotheriidae. Bases 28 to 420 code for a protein of 130 amino acids. Gene Ontology annotation, molecular function: structural constituent of ribosome. The transcript has 2 exons. Gene Ontology annotation, biological process: translation.